AUGGCGACAGGUCCAGGAAAAGACCAGGACGACCCGGUCCAUGUGAACCAGCAACACCAGAGCAAGGAUUCCAAGACCGCCUUCACCACUGGGGCGCCGCGCGCCGCCCCGGCCGAGUUCGCCUCGCCGCCACCUCCUUCCGGCGUCGAGCAGUCCGGGGAGGGAAGAAUCCCCGGUAUCGAUGGCUCGGGCUCCGCCGCCGCGGCGGUCAACGGAAAGGGCAAGAAGGUCGCCCCUCUUUCUCCCCCAUCUUCCUCUCGUGGCUCCAGGGACAGUACGUCCUCCGCCGACGCCGCGGAUACCGAGGAAAGAACCAAUGCCUCCUCUCGGCUACCUUCCUCCGCCCACCUCGAGCGGGUCGACGAGCAGCCCGGAGAGGGUAGUAGCCCAGGUGCCGACCGAAAGGGGGACAAGGCCGCUGUUCUUACUCAGGCGUCUUGCUCGCGUGAUUCAGAGCGGAGCGACUUUUCCACAUCCACCACCUCCUCCUCCGCCGACGCUGAGGCGGCUGAAGUCGUCAGCAGGAAGGCGGACGAAAAACAGGUGAUAUGCCCCGCGGCCACCAAAGAGAAAUUCUUGAAGCAGUUCACAAGUCGUUGCAAUUUGAAGCUGUCAGAAGACAUUUCUGAGAAUGGUUAUGAUGAUAAUUGCUUCAACAGCAAGCGCAAACUAGGAAACAAGAUACCUCUGAUGGUAUUUGCAGAGCAAUAUAAUAACAACACCACUUUCAUGCAAAAGUUCGAGAUUCUUCAGGAAAAGUAUCAUUUCGUCAGACUGGCAGAUGGUGAUGGGAGUUGCUUCUACCGAUCUUUCAUUUUCAGCUACUUGGAAAAGGCUGUAGCAAUACCAGAUAAAGAUGUCCGUACAAAUGAAGCUAUACGUCUCAGAGAGCGAAUUGAAAAUGCUAUGCACAGUUGUCUUCGUGGACUUCAUAGGAUGACAGAUGCGCAAUUUGAGCGCGCCUUUUCUGGAUCGGACUUUGUGAUGACAUUAAUUGAAGACGGGCUCUCUGCUGAAGAAUUGCAUGAGAGAGAGUUGGCCGACAGUAUCACAUCAAAAAUUUUGCCCCUUCUUAGGACACUUGCCGAGAUUGAGCUUUGUGCAAAGGAGAGCUAUUAUAAGUGGUUUCUGACCGACCAUGUCUCGAUUUUUGAGUUAUGUGCUGAUGAAGUACGUCCUGACAUUGGCGAAGCUAGCCACCUUACCAUUGUGGCGCUUGUCAAUGCCAUCGGGAUUGCCGUCACCAUGGGCAUAGUUGACAUGACUGAUGGUGGUAUUGAGAUGACAUUUUCACCUGAAUCUGGGAACGUGUCACCAGUUGCAGCCACCGUGUUGUACAUGCCUGGGCACUACAAUGUUUUGUAUGAAUCGUGAGUAGUAUGCUGAGGUGCACACUCUGAUGUGUAAUAUGUCCUUACUAUUGGGCUACAGCUACAAAUGAAAUGCUGGCUGUUGGUUGAUGUAUAUGAGCAAAGCUAACAAACAUUUUCAAA
Lolium rigidum is the source of this 1493-nucleotide messenger RNA. RefSeq lists its product as uncharacterized. NCBI's taxonomy places the organism in Eukaryota, Viridiplantae, Streptophyta, Magnoliopsida, Poales, Poaceae. Gene Ontology annotation, molecular function: ubiquitin binding; cysteine-type deubiquitinase activity. The record is from RefSeq and is a predicted model, not a curated record. The coding region runs from base 1 to 1374 and encodes 457 amino acids. Gene Ontology annotation, cellular component: nucleus. The transcript has 10 exons. Gene Ontology annotation, biological process: protein K48-linked deubiquitination.